Molecule: messenger RNA, 8108 nt
Organism: Piliocolobus tephrosceles (Ugandan red Colobus)
Lineage: Eukaryota; Metazoa; Chordata; Mammalia; Primates; Cercopithecidae
Product: leucine-zipper-like transcriptional regulator 1
Exons: 39
Coding region: 2309-6388 (1359 amino acids)
Biological process (GO): execution phase of apoptosis
Cellular component (GO): mitochondrion; Golgi apparatus; cytoplasm
Molecular function (GO): protein binding; oxidoreductase activity, acting on NAD(P)H; 2 iron, 2 sulfur cluster binding
Source: RefSeq, a predicted model, not a curated record
GCCCCCCCCGCGCCCGCGGCCCCAAGCGGUUCCCGAGUCCAGGCCCGCGCCGAGCCCAGGUGAGCGCCCGCCCCGGGGACCCCGGUCCCCGGAACCCCGGUCCCCGCCCGCCGCCCCGCCUCUUCGCCCCGGAGCCGGGGGCCAGCGCUUGCGCUCGCAGGUCUCGGACCCGGGCCCGGCACGUUAGGGGUUGGGGGUCGGCAAGCGUGGCCAGAGGCACUGCCCGGGGGCCGGAGCACACCUCGUCCUUCUCUCGUCCCACAACCGCCCCUUCCCUGCUCGCCGCGGGUUCCCACUGUGUGCCAGUCCCCCUUCCCGGGCUGCAAGGUCUGGCGGGGCACCGGGACGGAGCCGGUGAGGCUGCUGGCACCGGCCACCGGCUUCCUGGAGAGAGGGAACUGCACGUGCAGAGGCGGGGAGAGUGGACAGAUGCUUGUGCCUGAGCUCCGUGGAGGAGGGGAGAGCGCGGAGCCCCCACACUGGAAGGCAGGACUGGAAUCAGAUGCCACCCCUAGGACGCCUGGAAGCCACUGGGAGCCCGAUCUGGGCAGGAGCCCUUUAUGAGGCAGUGGGGGCAGGUGGGCCAGAGGUGGAGGAGUGGAGGGAGGACCCUGCCUAGCCUGCACACAGGGCGGGUGCCAGGAGCCCUGCGACGGUGAGGUGGAGCAGUGGCCCCUCAGUGAGAUGGGGUAAUCCAGUCCCUCUUCACAGGUCCUGGGGUCCCUGGGACAGACAGACUCCUGCAGAGUCCAGUUAGCACUGGACUCUGCUAGAACUUUUCUGCAGUGGGCAGCUCAUGGGCAAGGAACAGCACUCUGGCAUUCUGCACAAACCUGGGGGGCCCCUACUGCCCUGCCCCUAGCAAGGACCUUUGCCUUUGAGUGGGGAGACUGGGCUCCAAGUCGAUCUAGCACACAGUAGGCCGAAGGCACAGGGGCCCCACCCAGUCUUCUUCCUGGCCCAGGCCCUGGGGGAUUCAGGCCCCUGGGUACUCGGGAAGGGACAGCACAGCCUGGGCAGGUCCCCAGUGGCAAGACCAGGUCUGACCUUUUCUGGGAUCUGUGGCCUAGCAGGUGAGGCCUGAGGUCAGCCAGGAAGGAAGUGGGCAGGGCUGAGCCAGGGCUGAAGCCAGGACCCAGGGAGGGGCUGCCUAGUGCCCAGGGAGGGGGCAGGUGGGGCAGGUGGCAGUUGAGUUUUACAGACCUUCCUUGGUGACAAGUGGGGGAAGAGCCAAGGCACACCCCAGUGGCUGUGGGAGUCACUGGCUCCUCCCCUGUAAUGGGCACCUCGAGGGCUGACAGGCGCAGGGGCCAGGCACCAAUGGUCUCUCUCCAACCUGGCCUUUUGUUUCCACCCCUCGCUCUCAGGCACCCACCCACAGCCCUUCUGGGAUCUGGGCCAGACCAGGUGGGCCUCAGCCCCACCUCAAGUGAGACUUCAGGAAGAAGUUCCAGAGGAAACUGGAGGAUGACAGUGGGAUGGACUGUGGGAAGGUCAUUUGUAAACAAGGCAGCUAUGCCUGUGCCCUGGGCCUUCCAAAGUCCUACCUGUAGGCUGCAUCUUCUGCAAGGCCCACCCUGUAGCCUGGAAGGCACCUGGGCUACAGUGAUCUCUUUGCUGUGCAGGUGUCCCUCCCCCAGGGCACCUUACAGGGCCUUAGGGUGAUAUGGGGGCUUUCUGGGUCCCUGCCCAUCUUAAAACUGAUGAAGGUGGGAGGGUGGGGUAGGAGGCCACAGGGAUACCCCUGCUGCUUGACCUUGAUGGGACCUUGGCCCCUUGCUUUCCCCAUCUGCUGUUGGGCAAGACCGCAGCACCACAGGCCUAGCGGGCAUUUGUGAAUGGCUGGAGUCGGGGGUAGGGGGAGCUCAUGGCUGCUGGGCACAGGCGUGGCAGGGCUAUGUGCCCGGCUUCUCUUUCCCCUAACCCCAUCAGGGCCGGGCUGGCCGCCCACUUCUGUUCACCACAGAGCUGGGUUUCCCUGGGGACCAGUGGACUGGCCCAGCCCCACACCACCCCCCAGCCCCUCCUGGCCACAGCUUGAGCUGGGAGGAGGGUUGAGGCUGGGCCGCCUCCUGGACCCCUGCCCUGCCUGCCCGGCCUUCCAAGGCCCGGCAGCCUCAGUCCACUGCUGGGCCUGGAACAUGGAGCAGUGGCUGCCCUGAGAGGAGGUCCUAGAGCAGCUCCAGCAGGAUGGCAUCUCCAGCAUCUCUAAGGCCUUCACGGGGUCCAGCCCCAUGGGGGGCGCCCUAGGCCUCCGACAGCUCCCCAUCUGUGCUCCUGCCUGCCGGCCAUCUUCAGGCCACAAGCCAUGGGUGGCUGUUUCUCCAAGCCCAAACCAGUGGAGCUCAAGAUCGAGGUGGUGCUGCCUGAGAAGGAACGAGGCAAGGAGGAGCUGUCGGCCAGUGGGAAGGGCAGCCCCCGGGCCUACCAGGGCAACGGCACGGCCCGCCACUUCCACACGGAGGAGCGCCUGCCCACCCCUCACCCCUACCCCAGCCCUCAGGAUUGCGUAGAGGCUGCUGUCUGCCACGUCAAGGACCUCGAGAAUGGCCAGAUGCGGGAAGUGGAGCUGGGCUGGGGGAAGGUGUUGCUGGUGAAGGACAAUGGGGAGUUCCACGCCCUGGGCCAUAAGUGUCCGCACUACGGCGCACCCCUGGUGAAAGGCGUUCUGUCCCGUGGUCGGGUGCGCUGCCCCUGGCACGGUGCCUGCUUCAACAUCAGCACUGGGGACCUGGAGGACUUCCCCGGCCUGGAUAGUCUGCACAAGUUCCAGGUGAAGAUUGAGAAGGAGAAGGUGUACGUCCGGGCCAGCAAGCAGGCCCUACAGCUGCAGCGAAGGACCAAGGUGAUGGCCAAGUGUAUCUCCCCAAGUGCUGGGUACAGCAGUAGCACCAAUGUGCUCAUUGUGGGCGCAGGUGCAGCUGGCCUGGUGUGUGCAGAGACACUGCGGCAGGAGGGCUUCUCCGACCGGAUCGUUCUGUGCACGCUAGACCGGCACCUUCCCUAUGACCGUCCCAAGCUCAGCAAGUCCCUGGACACACAGCCUGAGCAGCUGGCCCUGAGGCCCAAGGAGUUUUUCCGAGCCUAUGGCAUCGAGGUGCUCACCGAGGCUCAGGUGGUCACAGUGGAUGUGAGGAACAAGAAGGUCGUGUUCAAGGAUGGCUUCAAGCUGGAGUACAGCAAGCUGCUGCUGGCGCCAGGGAGCAGCCCCAGGACUCUGAGCUGCAAAGGCAAAGAAAUGGAGAACGUGUUCACCAUCCGGACGCCAGAGGAUGCCAAUCGCGUGGUGAGGCUGGCCCGAGGCCGCAAUGUGGUCAUCGUGGGAGCCGGCUUCCUGGGGAUGGAGGUGGCCGCUUACCUGACAGAGAAGGCCCACUCCGUGUCUGUGGUGGAGCUGGAGGAGACGCCCUUCAGGAGGUUCCUGGGGGAGCGCGUGGGUCGUGCCCUCAUGAAGAUGUUUGAGAACAACCGGGUGAAGUUCUACAUGCAGACUGAGGUGUCGGAGCUGCGGGGCCAGGAGGGAAAGCUGAAGGAGGUUGUGCUGAAGAGCAGCAAGGUCGUGCGGGCUGACGUCUGUGUGGUGGGCAUUGGUGCAGUGGCCGCUACAGGCUUCCUGAGGCAGAGCGGCAUCGGUCUGGAUUCCCGAGGCUUCAUCCCUGUCAACAAGAUGAUGCAGACCAAUGUCCCAGGCGUGUUCGCAGCUGGUGAUGCCGUCACCUUCCCCCUUGCCUGGAGGAACAACCGGAAAGUGAACAUUCCACAUUGGCAGAUGGCUCAUGCUCAGGGGCGCGUGGCAGCCCAGAACAUGUUGGCGCAGGAAGCGGAGAUGAGCACCGUGCCCUACCUCUGGACCGCCAUGUUUGGCAAGAGCCUGCGCUACGCAGGCUACGGAGAAGGCUUCGACGACGUCAUCAUCCAGGGGGAUCUGGAGGAGCUGAAGUUUGUGGCUUUUUACACUAAAGGCGACGAGGUGAUCGCCGUGGCCAGCAUGAACUACGAUCCCAUUGUGUCCAAGGUCGCUGAGGUUCUGGCCUCAGGCCGUGCCAUCCGGAAGCGGGAGGUGGAGCGCAGCAAGCACACAGUGGUGGCCUAUAAAGAUGCCAUUUAUGUAUUUGGUGGAGACAAUGGGAAGACCAUGCUCAAUGACCUCCUGCGGUUCGAUGUGAAAGACUGCUCCUGGUGCAGGGCCUUUACCACUGGGACCCCGCCGGCCCCCCGUUACCACCACUCGGCCGUCGUCUAUGGGAGCAGCAUGUUUGUCUUUGGGGGUUACACUGGGGACAUUUAUUCCAAUUCUAACUUGAAGAAUAAAAAUGACCUCUUUGAAUACAAGUUUGCAACUGGCCAGUGGACGGAGUGGAAAAUUGAAGGACGGUUGCCAGUCGCUAGGUCAGCCCACGGGGCCACGGUGUACAGUGACAAGCUGUGGAUCUUUGCUGGCUAUGACGGCAAUGCCAGGUUGAAUGACAUGUGGACAAUUGGCCUCCAGGACCGAGAGCUCACCUGCUGGGAGGAGGUGGUCCAGAGUGGUGAGAUCCCCCCGUCUUGCUGCAACUUCCCCGUGGCGGUGUGCCGGGACAAGAUGUUUGUGUUCUCCGGGCAAAGCGGAGCCAAGAUAACCAACAACCUCUUCCAGUUUGAAUUCAAGGACAAGACGUGGACACGCAUCCCAACUGAACACCUGCUCCGGGGUUCCCCACCACCCCCGCAGCGGCGCUACGGGCAUACCAUGGUGGCCUUUGACCGCCACCUCUAUGUGUUUGGGGGUGCGGCCGAUAACACGCUGCCUAAUGAGCUGCACUGCUAUGACGUGGACUUCCAGACCUGGGAGGUCGUCCAGCCCAGCUCCGACAGCGAGGUCGGUGGGGCUGAAGUGCCCGAGCGAGCCUGUGCUUCCGAGGAGGUGCCCACCCUGCCCUUUGAGGAGCGAGGCGGCUUCAAGAAGUCCCGAGAUGUGUUCGGCCUGGACUUUGGCACCACCUCAGCCAAGCAGCCCGCCCAACCCGCCUCGGAGCUGCCCAGCGGGAGGCUCUUCCACGCAGCUGCUGUCAUCUCGGACGCUAUGUACAUCUUCGGGGGCACGGUGGACAACAACAUCCGCAGCGGGGAGAUGUACAGGUUCCAGUUCUCCUGUUAUCCUAAGUGCACGCUGCACGAGGACUAUGGGCGGCUGUGGGAGAGCCGCCAGUUCUGCGACGUGGAGUUCGUGCUAGGUGAGAAGGAGGAGUGCGUGCAGGGCCAUGUAGCCAUUGUCACAGCGCGGAGCCGCUGGCUUCGCAGGAAGAUCAUGCAGGCACGGGAGCGGCUGGCCCAGAAGCUGGAGCAGGAGGCCGCCUCAGUUCCCAGGGAGGCCCCCGGCGUGGCUACUGGUGGGACCCGGCCGCCCCUGCUGCAUGUGGCCAUCCGGGAGGCCGAGGCCCGGCCCUUCGAGGUGCUCAUGCAGUUCCUUUACACCGACAAGAUCAAAUACCCACGGAAAGGCCACGUGGAGGAUGUGCUGCUCAUCAUGGAUGUGUACAAAUUGGCACUGAGCUUCCAGUUGUGUCGCCUGGAGCAGCUGUGCCGCCAGUACAUCGAGGCCUCCGUGGACCUGCAGAACGUGCUGGUCGUGUGCGAGAGUGCCGCCCGGCUGCAGCUGAGCCAACUCAAGGAGCACUGCCUGAACUUCGUGGUGAAGGAGUCCCACUUCAACCAGGUGAUCAUGAUGAAGGAGUUUGAGCGCCUCUCCUCGCCGCUGAUUGUGGAGAUUGUGCGGCGGAAGCAGCAGCCACCCCCUCGCACUCCCUCGGACCAGCCAGUGGACAUUGGCACGUCUCUGAUCCAGGACAUGAAGGCAUACCUGGAGGGGGCGGGCGCAGAGUUCUGUGACAUCACGCUGUUGCUGGAUGGGCACCCACGGCCAGCCCACAAGGCUAUCCUGGCCGCCCGCUCCAGCUACUUUGAAGCCAUGUUCCGGUCCUUCAUGCCCGAGGACGGGCAGGUGAACAUCUCCAUCGGGGAGAUGGUGCCCAGCAGGCAGGCCUUUGAGUCCAUGCUGCGCUACAUCUACUACGGCGAGGUCAACAUGCCACCCGAGGACUCGCUCUACUUGUUUGCGGCCCCCUACUACUACGGCUUCUACAACAACCGGCUGCAGGCGUACUGCAAGCAGAACCUGGAGAUGAACGUGACGGUGCAGAACGUGCUGCAGAUCCUGGAGGCAGCUGACAAAACGCAGGCGCUGGACAUGAAGCGGCACUGCCUGCACAUCAUCGUGCACCAGUUCACCAAGGUCUCCAAGCUGCCCACGCUGCGGUCACUGAGCCAACAGCUGCUGCUGGACAUCAUAGACUCCCUGGCCUCCCACAUCUCAGACAAGCAGUGCGCAGAGCUGGGUGCUGACAUCUGAGGCCCUAUAGCGCCUGCCCAUUGUGAAGAAUUGCCAUGCCUGCCUGCCCUGCCCACUGAGAAGACUUCUGGCUAUGCGUCUGCCUAUGGCAGAGUGGGUGCACCUGCCAGGCCAAGGGUCAGGGUGCCCAGAGCCUCCAAAGAGAGCUGAGGGGAUGUGAGGCCCCAAUCUCCUCAAUUCACUGAAGACACAGGUCCCACAGAGAGCAGAUGAUGAAGCAGACCCCCCUCCCCUGUCAUCACCCUCUCCUGAUGUGGUGUGGAUGUGAGGCCAUGGCUCAGUGAUGGGCUCACCACCCAGAAGUGGGGAGAGACCUUGGGCCUCCCACCCAGUGGUGCUUGGCCUGGAUCCUGUGGUCUGGGUGUGUUGUGGACCCAGGCACUGGGGCCUGUCACCAAGGCUCCUCCAACAUGCAGGAGGAGGCUUAGCAGACUUGCGCUGCACCACGUAAUCUGCCUGGGCUGCUCCUGUCCCGCCCACCCUCACCGAGAUCCAUUUAAGGAGCUCCUUUUCCCACCUGGAACUUAUGAGUGUGGACUCAUAUGUGGGUCUCACCUGACUGGAGGUGAAUUCUGAGGUCACCUCCCAGGUCGGUCGUGCUGGGCCAGGCCUGGUUUUCACAGGGGCUGAAGGAUCCCAGUCCACCUGUGUGCAUGUCAGAGCUCAGGCGGGAAGAAGCCAGCCAAGUCCUGCGUGUCCCUUGCUGAGUAUUUUGUCACAGACAAGCCUCCAUUAAAGCCACAGCAGUGCUACCUACCACACACACCUUGCUGGCCCAGCCACCACUGCUGGCCUCAGCCCCUCGGCCCUCCCGCAGCCGAGGACUGGCUCUGGAGCCCAUGGCUUAGCAGAUCCCCAGAUGUAGGUCAGUCGGUCUUACCUGUCUCUAUCCACGCUGUCAACUCCUGCCCCCACCUGGGGUCACCUGGUCACACUGGGGAGAAGGGCUAUGAAGGCCUCCAGGCUGGCCCCUCCCAGGGGAAUCCUGGAGGCCUGGGGUGGGCUCCUGCCCCUUCUGCCCUGCCUUGCCCCUGCACUGUGCUCUUGGCUCUUGUGGAAGGCAGGCUGCCCUCUUGCCCUAUUGAGGCCUCCAUGUGAAUCCACUCUGAUGCUGGGGAACCAGUGCUCCCUUACUGGGGAGAGGAUUCCAGGACCCCUUUUUUGUUGUAGCUGCCAUGAAGCCACAGCUCACCUUGGGGAAGUGACCUGCUCUCCUCUGGCUGUAUGCAGGUGGAUGGGGGGCCUUGAGUGGCAAGUUGCUUACCUAACAGGAACAGAUCCAUAGGCAGCCUGCAGGCUAGGAAGUGGCCUGGUGCAAGAUGAGCUGGGAACAAGGGAGGAGAGAGUGGGAGCUAGGGCAGAGGCUGAGCCAGGAGGCCCAUGCGGUGAGGACACAGCAGGCCCAGGACCAUGGCUGGGGGUAUAUGUCAGAACCUGGAAGUUGAGUACAGGCUGAAGCAGCCAGCCAUGUGGGCCAGGUGCAUUCAUUCAGAGUGGGGCCACAGAGCCACCUACCCAGUUUCCACUUGUGGCUCCUGCCACACCCACAGGGCAGCCUCCUCCAAAUCCCUCUCCGGGACAGGUCAGCCCUGAAGCCUCCUUGAACUAGUCUGCAAACCCUGCUCUAUGCUGACCCUUGUUGCUGAACCCUGAACUGUCUCUUCUUGACUUAUAUGAAUAAAUGAAAUUACAUGCCAAGGGCCCUAAAAAGCAAAUUUUA